CCCGUCUCCUGCGCAGCUAGUCAGUGCUCGGUGGCAUAAGGGAAAAGCAGGCGCUUUUGCGAGUCCAGGCGAGUCCGCUCCACAGGACGCGCAGCCCGUCAUGGCAUGAGCGCAGAGCUGCAAAGACACGGGCAUCUCGCCCCCUUUUACCAGUGCUGUCUUCCGCAAAGGCGUUUAGUCGGCUCAUUGGGAAGCCGUGCGCUGGUGGCUGCGUUACCUUCGUAACCUCACUGCUAGAGCUGCGUUUUUUUUCUCUGGAUGUAGAAUAUAAAGAUGCAAUAUAAACCUGUGACUGAAGAAAAGAUAUUUAAGUGACUUUAAGUUGAAACUCUACUCCCAAUGACUCGCGCCUCACCCGAAGAGUAGCCUGUAUCUGGAGAGCUGAGUGUCCGCUGCAGCCAACUUAGAGAGACCGGCGGUAUGGCAGGUGUGGGCGGCCCAGGUGCGCUGCUCCUCUGCGCGCUGCUCCUGCCCUUCGCCCAGCUAAGCGCCCAGGUGCCCGAUUGCCAAGAGGUUCGUUCGUCCUUCCAACUUCUUCAUCCGGGAAUGAAAUGGGCACCGGAGAGCCCUGUGUCAGGUGCGGACCUACAGGUGUGCCAGUACAAAGGGCUGAGCUGCUGCUCGCGGAAGAUGGAGGAGCGGUACCAAGCAGUGGCCCGGCAGAACAUGGAGUCCAACCUGCAGGCGGCCAGCGCCCAGCUCAAGCUGCUCAUCAUGCAGAACGCCGCAGUCUUCCAAGAGGCGUUUGAGAUGGUGCUUCGCCACGGCCAUAACUCCACCCAGACCAUGCUGAGGGCGGAGUUUCCCGGCCUUGGGGGCGGGACCAACACAGCCGUUGGGCAGCUCUUCCUGGACAUCUCCUUCUACAGCAUGGGCUCGGACGUCAGUGUGGACGACAUGGUGACGGCCUUCUUCAGUCGGCUGUUCCCGGCGACCUACGGGCGCCUCCUAGGGGGCGGGACCGGCACAGCCACAGCGGUCUGGGUGGAGUGCCUGCGUGGCGCCUGGGUGCAGACCGGGGCCUUCGGCUCCUACCCCAAGCUGAUGAUGACGCGCUUGGCGCGCUCGUUGCCCGCCACCCGCACCUUUCUGCAGGCGCUCAACCUGGGCAUCGAGGUGGUGAACACAACGCAGCACCUGCGGCCCGGCCGGGACUGUGCCCGUGCCCUGCUCCGCCUCUGGCUCUGCCCCCGCUGUCUGGGGCUGUCCUCGGCCCCACCGUGCCCCACCCUCUGCCCCACCCUCAUGCAGGGGUGCCUCGGGGGGGCAGCCCAGGUGCAGCCCCACUGGCAGGCCUACGUGGAGGGGCUGGCGGCGCUAGCGAAGGCCAUGCGGAGCGAGCGGGACGCGGAGGACGCCAUGCUGCGGCUACACGCGGUCGUGCGGCUGGCACUGCGUCACGCGCUGUCCUCGCGCAGCCGCCUGCUAGCUGCGGUGAGUGCCACGUGCUCCCGCGCCACUCACCGUGUGUCUCGCUCAGCAUCGCCCCCUGCUGGCCGCAGCCCCCCUGCUCCUGACCGACACGUGCCGCAGCUCGUGCCCUUUGACCCGGAAGAGACCCUGGCUGGCCGCCGCAGGGAAUUCAUCGCCAGCCUGCAGGGCUUUAACACCUUCUACGGCAGCCUGGGGGAGACACUGUGCAGCAAGGAGACCCCGGCGCUCAACGGCUCCCACUGCUGGAACGGUCAAGAAAUGACAGCCAGGCUAUCUGGUUCGGGAGGGAAGCGUGUCCAGCAGAACAGCCCCGAACCCAAGCAAAAGGCCCCUGAGCCAGUCAUCAGCCAGAUCAUCGACAAACUGAAGCACAUCAACCAGCUACUGCGGCAGGUGACUGGGCCGGUGAGGCGUUGGAAGCCAGCAGGUGGCGAUGCAGAGCAGGGAGGGGAGACGCGUGGCCGGGAGGAUGACGGAGGGAUGUCGGAAAGCGGUGACUGCGACGACGAGGACGAGUGCGGUGACGUCUCGGGGAUGGGGCCCCCGCCACUCCAGAACCGCCUGCGCAUUUUCGCAGACCUUGCCGACAGCUUAGCCAUGGAUGACCUCACCUUCCACGAACAGCUGUUGACCCCCGAAGUCGCCACGGAUACCGAGGGGGGGUUGGCGGUUCCAGGUCGUGUGGGGACCCUGAGAGCACUGGGGGGGAUCGUCCCGGUAGCCAGCAUCCUGGCUGUGCUCGCCAUCCUGCUUGGACAUCCCUAAUCCCCACCCACAAUCCCUGCUCCCAUUGGAUAUUCAGCAGUCCAUCAACUGAGCCACACCCCCAUGCCCAGCUCCAUCCGAAUAAACAAUGAGGUCUUCUAACAUGACAUCACGCCACCCUGGAAUCAAUCUGGGGUCUCCCACUGUGAUGUCCACCCCAGUGAGGACUGACUGUGGGGUGAAUGAUCCGUACUCUUUUUAAACGUCUGUUUCACUGUUGACUUCCUGCUCUGGACUGCUCUCGGAAAAACCUACUAUAGACUUGUUCUCAUAUCUCAUCUCCAGCUGACGACCAUCCCAGCCCCCAUUUUGUAAAUACACACCCACACAGGCCUCCCCCCGAAGCCUUUUUUUGAGCUACGCAUGUUGGCAUUGUGUCUCUGCACCCAUGUCGGAUGUAUCGAAAUCACAGCAGCAGGGGACCUGGUGCUCCACGUAGUAGCGCCCCCUGCAUGCCAGGGUAUGCCAAACAAGCUUCUGUGUCACAACCACGAGGAUGUCUGUGUUUCAUCUGGGAACAGACUUCCAAAAUUCCUUUUAGUAACUGCAUUCUUUUUAGCCAUUCCCUAAUGGCUGCUCAGGUGAUCUAAGGCUUUCCAUUACCUUCCCAGUAUGGGGUGCCCAAUGCAAGCCUUCGUUUAUUUAACCUGCCGCCAUAGCAACUGCAGCCAGUAAGAGCAGUGCUGUUGGACAGUCAAGUCUGGCCUGGGUUGCAUCAGUUUAAGCUUGUUGGUCUUCCUAAUGUGCUACGGGUUCUCUAAGGUCACCAAACCAGGUCCACCAUACAUAUGUCAAUGGCAUGGGAUGGUUCUCUUCCCGAAACUUCUACAAACCCCCCCUUCUGACCAAAUUUGUGGAGAUGUUUGGCCCCUUAGUGUGGGUCACCAGCAUUACCACAGGGUUUCCAGAUGGUAUAGGAGAGGGAAGAAGGGGUGAAGUUAGUAAGGUGUAACAGAUGCAGCCAUUGUCGUUGUUUAUGUAAUAAUAUCAAUGUCUAAUCCUUGCUGUCACUUUAAAAACUCCAGCCUGUUUUUCUGGCCAUACUUCCUCCCUGAUGGGAUCAGUGACUUCCCUGCUCAGUCCUAUGGAUCUCCAAGCCAUGCUCUGGAUCUUCUAUCCACCUGUACUGUCCAGUUUUGUUCGGGAAGUAGGGCGAAAGUCUCAGUGGGAGACUGAAUGGAAUGUUCUGUUAGUGUGGAGGAGACAGACUGCAAGCAGAGACCACCAUCUCCUGGAAUCCCGUAAAAGCAGGACACGCGUGUGUCAUGGGUGAAGAAGCGGGACACGCGUGUGUCAUGGGUGAAGAAGCGGGACACGCGUGUGUCAUGGGUGAAGAAGCGGGACACGCGUGUGUCAUGGGUGAAGAAUCAGGCCCCAAAAGCAAUUUCCUUCUGUGUUUUAGGUGUUUUGGAAAAGCAGUAGGCUUCUCUGUUUAGAGCCGGGUUUGUCUUCACUCGCUCUCCUGGGUGUGUUUCAGCUCACCGUAUUGAACGUGACUAUUACACUAUCCAACAAUUCACUUUAGUGCUUUCAGGUUUCCUUGACGCAAAGGUACUUAAUAUAUCCAAACAUGUGUCAGCCAAACCCUGUAAAGGGUAAGAAAUGUUUUCUUUUAUAAAUGUUGACAUUGAGAACAGAAUUUUCCUGUUUUGCAAAAAAAAAAAUAAAAUAAUAAA
Paramormyrops kingsleyae is the source of this 3875-nucleotide messenger RNA. It is a transcript of the gene gpc3, whose product is annotated as glypican 3. Gene Ontology annotation, cellular component: extracellular region; plasma membrane; cell surface. The record is from RefSeq and is a predicted model, not a curated record. Gene Ontology annotation, biological process: regulation of protein localization to membrane; positive regulation of canonical Wnt signaling pathway; cell migration. NCBI's taxonomy places the organism in Eukaryota, Metazoa, Chordata, Actinopteri, Osteoglossiformes, Mormyridae.